UGCGUGUCCCUUUUCUCUGCCGCCCGUCGGGCCAGGUUCUCGGAGCAGAAAGAACGCCAGUCCCGCCGGGCAGGUGCUCUGCCACGGGCGCUGGCCCGGUAUCGGCGCGGGAACCCCAAACAGCGACUGAGGCAAGGCCGGAUCUGAGGCCUCAGGAGAUGAGGGACGUAAAAAGGGACCUCUAUUGCGAGCCUCUUGCCACAACAGGUCUACGCUCGAACUCAUUGGUGCAAGCACUGCCCGGGGAACACAACUACUUCGGGUGAAACUUGGCGGCUCCCUCAUGUAAAGGACACGCCGCGGAGCCGUGAGACCAUGAUUUCGAGCUCAUCAUGUGCCAACAGCUCACGGCAUAUGCAGGCAGCGGCGCGGGUGAGCCUCCGAUCCUCUGGGCGAACACCUAUGGCGUCUGCAAGCGAGGACCAAACUUGAGAAAGAUUGGCAGGGGUGGUGACGAGUCGUCGGGCAGAGGCAAUAGCUAAGGCGAGUACGCAGCGGCGUAGCUGCAGCUGAUUCUACAGACUCUUAUGACUGCUCGGCGUGUGCCUGCUCGAUCCUGCUGCCCCCAAGCCAUCACCAGGCAAUCGGAAACAGGAGGAAGCUAUCCACUGAACAUCUCCAAGGUCGUCAUCACUGUGAUGGGCGGCACGGAGACCAUGUCGAAGAGCGCGCUGCAGUCCCCGCCGCACGGCAGCAGCGUCAGCCACAGCGGCAGAGCCAGCACGGCCCACACCAGGCAGAAGGUCAGGAAAGGGAGGCCCAUGAUGAGACUGGUGAGGCCUGCGAAUACUAGAAACCAGUUCUUGAAAAAACUUUCCUCCUUGUCUUCACAUCUGUGGGCAAAUAACCAGAAUAUGCUGCAGCAGCUGGCGCAGUUGCACACGCAGCAGAUGGCCAGGAGAACGACCUUGGACCGAGGAUCAACAGAAAAGACUGUUGUGGCUCAACUCACUUGUGACCGGCGUCGCGCGCGAGGGUGGGGGGAGUGAGAAACGGUGGGCCUUCUCAGCAAGCUCGGAAAACCCCCGGCCUUCUGAGUACCUCUCCAAGCCUUCCGCGAAGGCACGGAAAACUUGCCACCGGCACCAGGGCUUCGGAGAAGCCCCCUGUUGAGCAGGCAUUAUCCUUCUCACUUUCGCACCCUCACUCGCCGCCGAGAGGAGGGUUCGUGAACUCCCCAACCAACCGCCCACUGCUAGGAAACAAUGAGCCGACCCGCGCUUACUGGGGAGCCCGCAAAAGACAUACGCGCCGAAACACGUACACGAACCCGGCCCCUCAAUCCGCGAGAC
This is a messenger RNA of Prorocentrum cordatum, 1292 nucleotides long. NCBI's taxonomy places the organism in Eukaryota, Dinophyceae, Prorocentrales, Prorocentraceae. The record is from the annotation of a GenBank genome assembly.